GUGUUUGUGUGUGUGUAUGUGUUGGUGAAUGUGAGUACGGAGAAGCAGCGGCCGCCAUUUCAGGGAGCUAGCCGACGCUGUCGCAGGGGUGGAUCCUGAGCUGCCGAAGCCGCUGCCCUGCUCUCCGUCGCGGGCUCCUUUAAUCCCAUUGUUUCUUUUAGAUUCGUUUGGGCCUAGACGCCCUCGGGGCCCGAUAUUCGGGUUGGGCGGUACCGCGGCCUGGGCCUAGUGACUUAACAGUAGCAACAGCAGCGGCGGCGGCGGCAGCCGACUUCCCGAUUCGAGCACAGGCGCGCGAAAAUCCGCACAGGACUGUCUUGUUCUUCUUUAGGCGAGUAGAGAAAAUGGCAGACGAUAUUGAUAUUGAAGCAAUGCUUGAGGCCCCUUACAAGAAGACUUGCCUAACGAUAUCUCACCUCUACUCCCAUGAAUUCACCUUUGAUUCCAGUGUGAACUGUCAAUCAUAAGGUAGUAAUUGAGUGACUUAUCGCUGUACCGUGGUCCCCUAGGUAAAAUGACUCAACUAAGAAUUACCAGCUCCAGUUUGGUAUAGCAAAAAGGUGAAUGCAGUGGUUUGGGAAAAUUGCAGGGGUCCAAGAAUAAUAAAAUAUAACCAGUCUCUGGCAAGAAAAUCUUAUGAGUCUUGAAAGAAGAAAUGGGUGAGAUUUAAAAUUAUACUUUAUAUAAAUAGAUAUAAGGCUGGUGAUAGUAAACCUUAAAACAGGCAGGUAUUGAUCUGCUUUUCAGUUAAUAAUUACUAAGAUUCUUGGAUCCCUGAAUAGAAAUUAAAGAAAAAAAAAAACAGAAAAAGAAAAGAAGAAAAGAAAAAAAAAAGGAAAGGCAAGAGACAGUAUCACAGCUCAGAGUCACUUGAUGACUGUUUUACUGCUCUCCAUAGCAUUUUGUUUUUAGUUAGGCCCUGCCAUAGUUUUCACACUAAACUAGAAAGGCAGUAUUUUGGCUAGUAAUACAAUAUGACCCAUUUCGGUAUGACAGUAAAAGUAAGCACUCUUCAUUCUUUGACCAGUUGGUGGUGAAAAUAGCAGUGUGCAUGCAUGCAUUGUCACUGGUGUCACAGACCUUAAGCCUUGUAACUUAGAUAUCCUAUAUUGGUGAUGUAUUCAAACUGUGAAAUCAACCUUGCGCUUAAACCGUUUAAAAAUAAUACAUUUGUCUUGGAGUGUAGCACGACCAUGUGGUGCCUUUUGGAUGAAUUCUGAUAGCUUUAAAUAGUCUAAUUUUGUAAUGCUAGACUCUUGAAGCCGUACUUUCUGUUUUAAUGUUUCUUGUCUUAGUUUAACUUGGAUAUAAUUCCAUGUAAACAGGUAUGGAAGUAGGAAAUGUUUAGGCUGGAACUGGUGGAUUAUUAAUUAACUUUUCUUGGGUUCUUGGGAGUCAACAUUACUAAAGCAGUGUGAAUCCCUGUUUGCUUCAGGGCGAGAUGUGUGACAGAGGUGGCAUCAAGCUCUUACAGUCCCAACCCUCCAACGGAAAUGGGCGAAGAUCUCAGGAAUGGCAUCGGUCACAGGAAAUCGAUAGUGGCUGGCUGCUAGCAUGGCCACUUGGGGCUUAGGCAGAAAUAGAGCCAUGGUACCGACAAAAGGGACAAUAGCACACGGAACAAAACUCAAAAUGACUUCAUGUUUCAUAGAAAUCUUUAACCACUUCAACAUUGUAAUUCUGGAUGACUUAUUUAAUAUCUAAACAAUGUAAGAAAGUAAAAUAUAACAUGUUAAAUGUGGAAAGAUUUUAAUUUUUGUUUCUUGAUGACUUAAUUAUUAGCAACAAAGUGGUUAAACGUAUACCUUCUAAAUUUUUUUAUAGCCUUCCAUGUUAAACUAAAUAAGUGAUUAGUUUUAAAAUUGUCUUGUAUUUUCUUAUUCCUAUUCCCUUUACCCUUUGACAACUUGAAAUGUUACCACUUCGUCCUCAUGAUGUUCUUCUAUCAACCUUGCUUAGGAUGAGAACAAGUUGAACAGUGCUAACGGCCAUGAAGAACGUAGCAAAAAGUAAGUUUGAUUAAGGAACCUGGGGGGGUGGGAACUAACUUUGUGGAAAUCUGUUCUUGUGGCUAAAGCAUCAAACUAUGGUUUUCUUCGUCUCUUAGAAAACUGCUCAUAACAUUUGAGAUGAGAAAGUUCUUCAGGAUAUAAAGCCGUGGGCGUUGUGGUAUAUAGACUUCAGGAUAUGGCUUCAAAGACCUUCUGGACACUUUGCCCUCUAAUCUCCCAUGAUUUUCUUGAGUUCUUAUGUUUUAAAUGUGAUAACUUUGGCUUAAUUUUUGGAGAUGUGAUGAGAAGAAUCAUUGAAUUAGAAGAUGUUAUAGAAAAAAUAGUACCAAGGACAUGGAAAUUACUGUUUACCUUCUUUUACUUUUUCACUAAAGGAACCAGCUAUGAGUUUUUGUUUCUUGCUGCUUAAAGGCCCUUUUGAUAGUAACAAAAGAAUACUUAAUAGGUAUUGAUGGGAUUUUUUUUUCCUUUUUGGGCCUUUUUAUCUCUAGAGUAUCCAAGGAGACCACUAAGAAUAUUUAAUAUAUUUUAGAUGACUAAGUUGAAAUAAGAACUUCAUGCUACAGACUCAACACAAUACAGUAUACAAAAAGGAAUAUUAACAGUUUAAACAGGAUCCAAUUUACAAGAUUGGAGCCUAUCAGCUGUUGUGAAAUUACUAUUCAGCUCCAAGAUUAGUAAUUCUUCACAUGAUAAUGGUCAUGCUAUGUGCGUCAAGAUGAUCUAGCCUAUGUUUAUUAUGCCAUACUAAAACAUUUUGUCAUAUCAUGACCACAUAAUACUUAAUGAGAAACAAUGAUAAAAUAGCCACUUAUUUAAUUCUUUUUGGCUCUUUUCCUCCUAAGAGCUCAAAGUGCUUCAUAAUAACUACCUCAAUCAUCCUCACAACAACUUUGUUAGGUAGGUUGUUAUAAUUUCGUAAAAUAGAUGAGAAAAUUGUUUGUGGGUUACUUAAAGGUUUUGCUUAGCCAAGGUUUUAUAAUCUUAAUGUGAGAAGGAAUUAAUUUUUAAAAUUUGGAUUGGGUGUUGUGGUUCAGGCUUAUGAUUCUCUCACUUAAAAUAAGCCAAGGUGAUUAUAAAUUCCAGCUGGAUUUCUUAGAUCAUGUGUUUAAAAAUGAUGUUAAGAGAAAAGAAAGGUCUGAUUUAUGGAAAUUUUUUUCCUUGUGCAAGUCUAGUUGGGAAUCACUAGUAGUUUCUUAGUAAUCCAAAGAGGAUAUGGGAAAUAGUUGACAGGGUUCAUAGCAUACAUUUUUAACUUUUUAUGCAUUGAAUUUCCUAAAGUUUCAGUUUCAUAGCCAAAAGAAAACCCAGGAAUAGGUAUCUACCAGUUUUUAAAAAUUAUUCACUUUAGUGACUAGUGACCUAGAAAAGUUGAAAGGGCUGAGAAUAAACUUGAAUGCAAAUUCUGCAGUAUUUUCUAACAUCACUUGUUCCCACUAAUAUCUUCAGAUUGUACUCUUAACGCUGUAUCUAAACUCAUUAAGAUCACCAAGCUUUCAUGAGGAAUUAGAGCAUUAGUGCUCAAUGAAAUAGUGUUGUGGUGUAGAGUAAGUUGGGUAAUUUAAUAUAAUAGUGUUUUAUGCAUAGCUUUCCUACAUUCUAAUAUCUUUACAAUGCUCAAAAUAUUUCUGACUUUAGUUAUUGCUGCUUUAAAUUAGGUGAUUGCUUAAUUUAAUCAGUUUUUACUCUGAUGAUUUAAAGGAACAUGUCAUUAAAAGUAAUGAACAUAAUAUAGAAGAAAACUUAACUCUGGGUAGAUGAAACAAAAGAAAUAUCUGCUCUUGCUUAAGGUAAUUUAUAUUAACCUAAGGUAGAUGUCAUUUUUGUGUAGUUCAUGUGAAAACUAUUGGUUAAAAGGCAUUGAAUGUUGGAGAUAACUAUUGCUGGUAAGAUAAUAAGAAUAGGAAACUACAUUUGAACAAAGUCAGCUAAGUAUAUAAAUAAGAAACUAGUCGUGACUGUAACACACUGUACUGUAUCCCAGUAGUAAAGGGAUCAAAGUUUAAUGGAAAGACCUUUAGCCUAUUUUCUGAAGAGGUUUAAAAUUUCUAACACUGAGUUUGUCAAGGCCUCUAAUACACUCUUAAGUAUCUGAGGUUACCCCUCAUGGAAGUAUUUGUUACCUUAACCAGACUUGCAGUCUCAAGUCAAACUGCAUUUUGUUAAGUCUUUAAAGAAUCAGAAAAGGAUAACAGUGAAAUGGCACAGUUAAAAUAUAUUGGCUACUGUGGUGUCGAUUAUCAAAUUUUGGAAUAAAUGACUUUUCUAUUUUUUUUCUUAUUUUCCAGAAUACUUUGCAUUUAAAAUUUAGAUCUUCUUACAUGGAAGAGGUCAAAUCCAGUUAUAGCAAAACACCUUUACAGCAGAGGCCAUAUAACCAAAAAGUCCAAAGGCCCAGUGGACCAUUUACUUCAAUGAUGUUCAGUACAAAAUUCCACUGCCACUAAAGACUUGGGAAAGUCCCAUUUAAGUUGUAACAGGAUUUGACUAUUAGGAUGGAAUUUAUGACCAUUUCUUUAGUUGAAAAAUGUUUUCUAAUGCUGAAAUUUGUUCUAGAGAAGUUCUUUGGUUUCUUGUAACAGUCUUGUCUAGGCUUUUAUAUGGAAGAUUGUAUUUUCUGAUAUUUGAAGUAUGUUGUCUAUUUACCUAUUUUGGGUUGCCUUCAGAUGUGGGUGGGCAUUUGCCUAUGAAAAGUCUAGCAAGACGUUGAGUUAAAAUUAUUAGCUGGUUUGUUUUGUUUGUUUUUUUUAACUUUUGAAAGAAUAAGAUAUGGGGCAUAUGAGAGGUAAAUAGGCAGAUGGACUCUGCUAUUGAGCAUCUUUGAGCAGAGCAAAACUUAAAUGUCCUUUUUUUUUCCCCCGUGGGGAAUGGAAUUAAUUUUAACCAUAUCCCCUAAUCUUGAGUUAAUAAUAGGUAGGACUUAUGGUUUUAGCCAUCUCAGAAUUCUUUAGUCCUAAGAAGUAGUGUCAGGGUUUGAAACAUCAAAGUUGGAAUGUGAAUUGUUACCCUUCCUGAGCAUUGGAGUUGCUUUGACUACUAAAUAAAUAAUGAGUGUAGCCUAAUUUUCUGUCAUGUGCUACCUAGCAUAUUUCUGACAGUCAGGUGGAUUAUCUUGAAAUUUUAGACAAAGUUUCUGCCUCCUUGGAAAGCUCUACAUCUCCUUGUGAUUGGAGUGUGGGUUUCAAGAUUCCAGAAGGUGGGUGUCUUCAUUUUCUAUUUUCAAUGCACUCUAAGAUGACCUGCUUACAGGUUCUCUGAGGCACACCUCAGUUGUUCUUGUGCUAACUUUGCUUUGGUACAAAUUAAAUAGCUCAUUAAUUUUCCUAAUGAUGUAGAGUUGUCAAAAUGUUCAGAUCUCAAACCACUUAAAAACGGACAUUUUGGUGGAGUAAUAACGGACAUUUUGGUGGAGUAAACUUAGUUUGAAAUGUCUUUCAAUUUACGUUGAAAUAUCUGAAGGCACCUCUAAUUUGGGUGAUGAGGGAGGUACAGAUGUCAAGGUUUAAUUGUUAAAUCAGUGGAUGAAAUAUUGUGAGGAACCCAGAGAUGAGUGGAAAGAUAACGCACUGGCUUUUUUUUUUUUUACUUUCCUAGGAAGGUUAAAUUGCUUUAAUUGCGUCCCACAGGCUUACAUAAACAAGCUAAAAAAUGGCAUUUUCUAUUUCAUUAUAGCUUUAAGUGGUUACAAUAAAAUCUCGGGUUGUGAAAGUGAAUUUUGGAAAGUGAAUAUUGGAUUCUUAGGAUCUUGUAUUUCUUGUAAUUUUGCUCAUGAAAAGCAAAAUGAUAUGUUUAUUGUGUUUUGAAAAGUAUAAAACAUUCUUACAUGUAUACUGUAUCAAAAUUGACUUAAACUAAAUUGUCAAUGGAAAAAUUUUAUGUGACAAUUACUAUUUCUUGAUUGUGAACAUGCUGUAACUAACUUAAUCUAUAGCCUAUAGAUUACCAUAAUAAUAGUUGGUCUGUUAAUGUGAAUGGCAGUUAAACUUGAAUUUUUUAAAGUUCAGGCUUGGUUUUCUACUUACCAGCAAGCAAGUCCUGUUUCUUCUUUCAAGCUGUAGCUGCCUCAGGAGAUCAUUGCAAAUACUUCCUCUUACUACUGUCUCUCAAUUCUUUUAACUAUCUUCAGUUAACAUUAAAGACUGGGUGUUAAGACCCAUGCUUAGGAGUUGUUACCCUAAAGUAUGAUUUUUAUACCAUUGUACAGUGGUAAAAAAAAAAUUUAACAAAAGAAUAGACAUUUUGACCGUAGAAGGAAGUGUAUGUUGGUUAGUAUUAAAUCAGCAUGUAAUGGUACUUUUUUCCCCACUUAGGAGAAAAAAAAGCAAGAGCAGAAGCCGUAGUCAUGAGAGAAAAAGAAGCAAAAGUAAAGAACGGAAACGAAGUAGAGAUAGAGAAAGGAAAAAGAGCAAAAGUCGAGAGAGGAAACGAAGUAGAAGCAAAGAAAGGAGACGAAGCCGCUCACGAAGUCGAGAUAGAAGAUUCCGAGGCCGCUACAGAAGUCCCUACUCCGGACCAAAAUUUAACAGUGCCAUCCGAGGAAAGAUUGGGUUGCCUCAUAGCAUCAAAUUAAGCAGAAGACGUUCCCGAAGCAAAAGUCCAUUCAGGAAAGACAAGAGCCCUGUGAGGGAACCUAUUGAUAAUCUCACUCCUGAGGAAAGGGAUGCAAGGACAGUUUUCUGCAUGCAGCUGGCAGCAAGAAUUCGACCAAGAGAUUUGGAAGAAUUUUUCUCUACAGUAGGAAAGGUUCGAGAUGUGAGAAUGAUUUCUGAUAGAAAUUCAAGACGUUCCAAAGGAAUCGCCUAUGUGGAGUUUGUUGAUGUCAGUUCAGUGCCUCUAGCAAUUGGAUUAACUGGUCAACGAGUUUUAGGAGUGCCAAUCAUAGUCCAGGCAUCACAGGCAGAAAAAAACAGAGCUGCUGCAAUGGCAAACAAUUUACAAAAGGGAAGUGCUGGACCUAUGAGGCUCUACGUGGGAUCAUUACACUUUAACAUAACUGAAGAUAUGCUUCGGGGAAUCUUUGAACCUUUUGGAAGGAUUGAAAGUAUUCAGCUCAUGAUGGAUAGUGAAACCGGUCGAUCUAAGGGAUAUGGAUUCAUUACCUUUUCUGACUCAGAAUGUGCCAAAAAGGCUUUGGAACAGCUUAAUGGAUUCGAGUUAGCAGGGAGACCAAUGAAAGUUGGUCAUGUUACUGAACGAACUGAUGCUUCUAGCGCUAGUUCAUUUUUGGACAGUGAUGAAUUAGAAAGGACUGGAAUUGACUUGGGAACAACAGGUCGUCUCCAGUUGAUGGCAAGACUUGCAGAGGGUACCGGUUUGCAGAUUCCACCAGCAGCACAACAAGCUUUACAAAUGAGUGGCUCUCUGGCAUUUGGUGCUGUGGCAGAAUUCUCUUUUGUUAUAGAUUUGCAAACACGACUUUCCCAACAGACUGAAGCCUCAGCUUUAGCUGCAGCUGCGUCUGUUCAACCUCUUGCAACACAGUGUUUCCAACUUUCUAACAUGUUUAAUCCUCAAACAGAAGAAGAAGUUGGAUGGGAUACAGAGAUUAAAGAUGAUGUCAUUGAAGAAUGUAAUAAACAUGGUGGAGUCAUUCAUAUUUAUGUUGACAAAAAUUCAGCUCAGGGCAAUGUGUAUGUGAAGUGCCCAUCGAUUGCUGCGGCUAUUGCUGCUGUCAAUGCGUUGCAUGGCAGGUGGUUUGCUGGUAAAAUGAUAACGGCAGCGUAUGUACCUCUUCCAACAUACCACAACCUCUUUCCUGAUUCCAUGACAGCAACACAACUACUGGUUCCAAGUAGACGAUGAAGGAAGAUGCAGUCCCUGAUGUAUAUAGCUUUUUUUUCUCUUGAGAAUUCAUCUUGAGUUAUCUUUUAUUUAGAUAAAAAAUAAAGAGGCAAGGGUCUACUGUCAUUUGUAUACAACUCCUGUUAUCUGGAAAAAUAAAAAUGUUAACAGGAAUGCAGUGUGCUCAUUCUCCCUAACUAGCAAAUCCUACUUUAUGCAAAGCUGUUCUCUUGUUCUGCUGUUUUAAAUGUCCAUGUAGAAAAUUACAUUAAGGAUCUAUAGAAUAGCUCUAGGGGAACAAAUGUGCUUUCUGUACAAAGGCAGACAGGUAAUGUUUUAAUGUUUCAGAAACCUAACUUUUUACACAGCAGUUACAUUUCACAUUCAUGUAUUCAGCUCAUGGUUCAGCAAAGGUUUCCAGAAUACACUUUUGGAGUGUGAAAAGUCUAAGUUGCUAAAUGGCUGCUUAGCAUUUGACCUUGACCAUUUGGAAAGUGGGGGAUUUCAAAAUAUUUCUUGAUGGUAAAUUUUUCAAUUACUGUAUCUGUAAAAGUUUCUUUGUAAAUACUAUGUGUUUUAGUGUGUCUUAAGAUUCCAAACAAAAUGAUCCCUGCAUUUCCUCAAGGUGGUUGAUGUAACAGAUUGAGUAAAACAGUCUUGGGCAAGAGAUAGGAAAUGUGGAAAUAGGUUUUGUCUGGUUGCAUAUAAUCUUUGCUCUUUUUAAGCUCUGUGAGCUCUGAAAUAUAUUUUUGGGUUACUUCAGUGUGUUUGACAAGACAGCUUGAUAUUUCUAUCAAACAAAUGACUUUCAUAUUGCAACAAUCUUUGUAAGAACCACUCAAAUAAAAUUCUCUGAAAAAGGCC
Rattus rattus (black rat) is the source of this 8657-nucleotide messenger RNA. RefSeq names its product RNA binding motif protein 39 (gene Rbm39). NCBI's taxonomy places the organism in Eukaryota, Metazoa, Chordata, Mammalia, Rodentia, Muridae. Gene Ontology annotation, biological process: mRNA processing. The coding region runs from base 6300 to 7814 and encodes 504 amino acids. Gene Ontology annotation, cellular component: nucleus. The transcript is spliced from 16 exons. The record is from RefSeq and is a predicted model, not a curated record. Gene Ontology annotation, molecular function: RNA binding.